AUGGGCUUCACUGGUGCGGCUCAGCUGCAAAGCAGCCACGGGCCAGGGGCUCGGCGCAAGAGCCGGGCAGGGGGCAGCGGGAAAGCCAAGCACGGAGACGCACCCAGCCCAGCACACUCACACCCCCUGAGAGCGCCCUGUCGGAAGUCCCCCGCGGGCGCUCUGGGCUGGCUGCCCCGGACCCCGCUGCCCCGAGAGGAGCGGAGAGCCCCGGGGAGGCAGACGAGCCUGCCGCCCGCCAGCCCCGAGAGCUGUGAAGAUCGCAGGGCCCCAGCCCGCUGCGCCAGGAGCGCUCCGCCGGGACCCCGCGCCAGCGCGCACGGCCCCUCGCAGCCACCGGCUCCGCCGCCGCCGCGCUCACUCCGGCUCCGCCUCGCCCCCUCCCCGGAAAGGGCGCAGCGACACGCCCCCUCCCUGCCCACUCCCGCGCCAGCAGCGCCUCCCCGCGCCAGGGCGCAGCCGCUGCUCACACACUCCCCCGGCUUCUCCCUGUCCCUGCGGCCCCGGCUCGCCGCGCACCGGCUGGGCAGCCCUAGCCCUGUCCCCGCCGGCGCUGGCGAGCUGCCCAGCGCGCCCCUGCCCGUGGCUCGCAGACACGUCUCUGGAUUAGCGGAGCUGGGGGCGCCCGGCGCCGCUCUGCGCCCGCCCGCUGCGGCUGGAGCUGCCUUUCCCGGCUGCGCCGCGCCAUCGCUCUUCUCGCUGCGGAGCAGGCGGCGGCUCGGGCUGGCACCAGGCUGCAAAGCCGGCUUCAUGCUGCAGCGAGCGCCGCGGCUCCCGGGGGUCGGGCGGCAGCCGCCGGAGCUCGCCGCGGGGAGGAUGGAGCCAGCAGCAGCCGGGGAGGAAACGCGCAAGGACCCACCGGCGGGAGAAGCCCGAGGACGGAGCCCGGCCGCGCAGCUCGGCUGUAGCUCCCCGAGCGCAGGAAGAGCGCCCGCCUCCCGGGGCCAUGGGCAGCGCGUCCCCGGCCCGCGGCGCUCCAGCCGGCGCCUGAGCCGGGCUGGCCAGAGGCGGAGCGCGGGGCUCAGCGCUGGAUUAUCCGGCGCCCAGCGCACGGGCGGCGUUAGGUACACGCUGCAAGGUCAGCGGGGCGCGGCUGCGGGGUCCGCGGUGGGGGCGGUGGAGGGGCGCUGGCGCGGGCUGACCGGGCUGCGCCCCUGCCUGGUGUGCGCGGGGGGCCGCGCGGCUCGCUCCCUCCCUCCCUCCUCCCCCCGCCCGGCGCCGUGCGCGCCCGUGCAGCCGCCCUGCCUGCGCCCGCUCCCCGGGAGCCGAGCCGCCGCUUUGCACCGGGCGAGCCGCGCGGGCGCCCCCCAGCCGGACCGCGGGCGCCCCCCAGCCGGACCGCGGGCGCCGGCCGCCGCCUGCCUGCCGGAGGAUGCGUAUGCGGAGCGAUGGCACCGGGCGGAGCAGGGACCGGCCAGCCCGCCGCCAGCCUGUGAAGCCAGCCCGGAGCCGCCGCAGCUGCACCUGCCGGGGGAAGUGCUCCGGCCCCGUCUUUCCCGGCUAGCGGCGCCAGGCGAUGGCAGGUGCAGCCCGCGCUCCGACGCCCGCAGCCGGCGGUGCACAGCGCCGGGGCGCCGGAAGGGACCGGCCGAGCCCCGCGGGGGGGACAGGCCCGUGCGCUCCGUGCCUGCCCCAAGCUGUGGCCAGGUUACCCCGGCUGGGAACCCUGCGGCAGGAGGGGGCUUUGGGGAUUGCGUGUGGCCGGGGCUCUGGGUCCCCGAGCCCGGCGCCUCCUGCCUGCGGCUCCCCUCGGGGCCCGUGGCCGGGGCUUGGCAGAGACGCUGA
Caretta caretta (loggerhead turtle) is the source of this 1785-nucleotide messenger RNA. NCBI's taxonomy places the organism in Eukaryota, Metazoa, Chordata, Testudines, Cheloniidae. The record is from RefSeq and is a predicted model, not a curated record.